Blepharisma stoltei is the source of this 1706-nucleotide messenger RNA. NCBI's taxonomy places the organism in Eukaryota, Ciliophora, Heterotrichea, Heterotrichida, Blepharismidae. The record is from the annotation of a GenBank genome assembly.
AUGGGAGUAUGCUGCAAUGUUCCGCACAAUCGAGGAAGAUAUCCUACAAUCGGUGAGUUUGUCCCUACAUCCUCUUUACGAGGUGUUACCCGUGAAAGUAAUUAUUAUUCAGAUAUACGUGACCAUUAUAAGUUUAUAAAAGUAUUAGGCCAUGGCCAUUUUGGAACUGUUAGGGAAGCAGUCCGGAUCCAUCAAUCUUCAAGAAAACAAAAAUUUGCUAUUAAGUCGAUUCCCGUUGCAAAAAUUCAUUCAAUUGAUGUACUAAAAAAUGAACUGGAAAUAUUACAGCAAGCUGAUCAUCCUAACAUAAUAAAACUGCUUCAGUGCUAUGAAGAUUCGAAUUAUGUCCAUUUAGUCAUGGAAUUGUGCAACGGUGGAGAUCUUCUAGAAGAUUUUCUUCUAAAAGGAGUACUGAAUGAAGAAACUGCUGCUAAGUGAUUAGAAAAAAUAUGCUCAGCUGUGAAUUAUUUGCAUAACUUACACAUCUGUCAUAGGGACAUUAAACCUGAGAAUUUUUUAUUAACUAGUCGAUUUCCUGAUGCUGAGCUGAAAAUGAUAGAUUUUGGGCUAUCGAUUAAAUUUGCUGAAGAAACAAAAGAAUUUCACUCUAUCGUAGGUACUCCUUACUAUCUUGCUCCUGAAGUGAUAGGCAAGCAUUACGGUGUUGAAUGUGACGUCUGAAGUAUUGGAGUUAUGAUGUAUGUGCUAUUAGGAGGUUAUCCUCCUUUUGCUGGAGAAAACCAUCAUGAAGUUUUUGAAAAGAUUUUGCAUGAAGAAGUUGCAUUUCGCCAUGAAAGAUGGGACUUGAUUUCUCAUGAAGCAAAAGAUUUAAUAAGUCAAAUGCUUACAAAGAACAUACAUACCAGAAUAAAAUUGCCUCAGGUUCUGAAGCAUCCUUGGUUUAAAAAAUACAGGCAAAGCAAGUUGAAGCAUGUGCCUUUAGAUGUGAUAGAAACAUUGAUGAAAUAUCAUGCACCCAAUAAGCUUAAAAAUUAUCUGAUGAAGCUAGUCAUAAAGCAUAUGACUUAUAACGAAAUCAGAGAGCUUGACGACAUUUUCAGAGCUUUGGAUACGAAAAAAACUGGAAUUGUCAAUGCAUAUGAUGUCAUUCAAGCUUUAAAAAAUGCCAAGCAGCUAAAAGCUGUAGAAAAGCUAGAAAAGUGCUUAUCCCAAUUAAUCAGUCAAGAAACACUCAAGUAUUUUUAUAAUAUUUUAGCACAAUAGCAACUCUUUAUAAAUUUUAAUAUCUUAAUUUGCAAAGCAAUUCAAAAAACAACUUCCAUUCAACAAAGAAAUUAAUAGGUGGUGAAUUAGAAAAAAACAAAUACUUAUCAAAUGGAGAUUUUGCUUAUAGUGACUUUGUCAUUGCUACACUUGAUAAAAAACAAGUUUUGAACGAAGAUAUUUUGAAGGAUGUUUUUUAUUUACUAACAAAAGUAAAAGUUAUUUAGGGUUCUCGAAACGCUAUAACUUCACAAGAUUUAUAUGAAAGCUUUUUCCAUGCUGGAAUUGAAAUCAGUUUAAAUGAAGUUAAUGAGAUGGUAAACCAGCUGAAAGGAACAAUUAAUAAAGAAUUCGAUUUCAGUGCAUUUCAAGACAUAGUCAUGCAAAGCUCUCCGAUGCUUGACAGCCCAUUAAUCCCAAGAAGGACCAUGAAAAGUCCAUCUCCAGACCCAAGAUUGAGUAAAUUCUUACCUAUAGAAUAG